ACUCCAGACCCACCCCUGCAAAUUACCACUUAUCUUAUCAUGCCAGCACUACCCACACCGUCCCUCUGCUGCUGCUGCUGCUGCUGCUCGUCGUCGUAAAGAGUACCGUUCGACCGCUUGCUGCAGCAUCCGGCUUCUCCGAUCCACUGUCACCACGGCCUCCUGCAUCUGCUUAUGCUACACCGCUCCGACGGUACGCCAUCCAAGUCGCUUCACGGUACACCAUCUUGAGUCGCGUUGAGUCCACAACCUAGAUCACGCGAAACCGGGCCAAACCAUCGCUCAAACAUCAUGGCAUCAACCGCUCCACCCGCCCCCAUACCCACCGUCUACCGCUUCGUCUUCUGCUGGCUGGAGCCCGCUUCCAUCCUUCUAGGUGCCAUCUACGCCUUUUUCUUCCAAUCCACCUACCUGGACUUGACCCAUGCAGCCAGCUCACCGGGCCUCCCGGUCCCAAUCUCAACAUCCAUAGUCAUGUCACAGUUAGCGAAUUUGUACCUUGGACUUGCUUUUUUGGAAGCCUCGAUCCUGCGCGCCACAGCGGACGUAAAAGUCUGGAAGACCUUCAUAGUCGGUUUGCUUCUCGCCGACCUAGGCCAUUUAUUCUCUGUGUUGCCGGUCGGAAGCGAGAUCUACUGGGCCUUUUGGCGAUGGAACGCCAUCGAUCUGGGGAACGUCCCGUUUGUUUACUUCUUAGCGGUGACGCGCAUUUGCAUGCUUCUUGGCGUCGGCUUCCAGAAGGAAGGUGUGAGAUCGAAGAUGACAUGAAUGUGCACUGGCAACAGAAUGCAAAAAAGACAACCCCCAUGUAUACAUUUGU
Messenger RNA from Alternaria rosae, 820 nucleotides. RefSeq lists its product as uncharacterized. The transcript has a single exon. The record is from RefSeq and is a predicted model, not a curated record. The coding region runs from base 292 to 768 and encodes 158 amino acids. NCBI's taxonomy places the organism in Eukaryota, Fungi, Ascomycota, Dothideomycetes, Pleosporales, Pleosporaceae.